Messenger RNA from Spirodela intermedia, 10350 nucleotides. Lineage: Eukaryota; Viridiplantae; Streptophyta; Magnoliopsida; Alismatales; Araceae. The record is from the annotation of a GenBank genome assembly.
AUGGAGAGCAGCGAGGAGGAGGAUGACUUCAUGUCGCACGAAUGGAUCACGCCCCAGUCCCACAUCAACUCUGUCUACCAGUCCCACACGGAAAAGGUAUCGCCGUCGAACGAAAGAUCACGCGAGUAUCGUCCUAUUCCCCUCCACUCUAAUUUUUUGAGGAUUUCCCGUUCGUCGAGAGGUUAGUUCGUAUCCGUUGUGUUCUGCUUUUCAAUCUUUUUUUUUUCGUACAUUUGAAUCUUGCUUUCUACGUGAACCCGGGGGAUCUUCAGACAUUGUCUUUCUCUGUUUAUGAAUGGGACGAUUUGGCAGUGGGUGAAAUUUUGGAUUUUUCAACCUGGAAAUCCUUACCAUUUCUGUCUAGCUCUAUUUCUUUGUAAUUCUGGUAACGGAAAUUCUGGGGUUGAAUAUAUUAUGGUAUACUGUGUUUUUUUCAUUAGACUGCUCGACUCUCUAUCGUGCUUUGCAUAUGAAGAGCCUAUACUCCUGAAUAGAGGAGCGUAAGUAUGUACUGUGUUCGCCAUGAUGGUUUCUUUCGGAAGGUGCUAUAGCCUUGCAAGAGGUAGUUGGAAACGUGGGGAUUUAGGGAGCAGUCAGAAAUGUCGAAUAUUGCCUAAGGGCUGAAAAAAAACCAAAUGUGUGUAAAAUUAACUAGAAGAAGUCUCGAGAGGAGGCUGUACUCAGUUGUUGAGAAAGUGCUUUUUUUUCCGAGUUAAUGUCAUCUGUCAGCUAACAAAGAAUGAGAACAAUGCUGGAGCUUUGGCCUUACAACAAUGGACUUAGUGGGACAGAAAGCAGUGGGCCUGGCCUUGUUUAAAAUGGUCGCAGAUUUCUGUUUGUACAUAGUUAAGAGUUAAAAAUGUUUCAUAACAAGCGAUAGUUUUAUGUUUAAUAUCCAUGUGCAAUGGUGGAGCCAAAAUCGUUGUGUAGGGAGAGAAGGUACCGAAAUAAUUUCACAUACGAGUCUAUUAUCAAGUCUUUUAGACAUAUAUCUUAUAUAUGCUUUGUCAAGGCCUUAAGGAUUAGAUACUGUAUAUCUACUAUGGUGUACAUAAAUUUACCUGGGCUAGAUGGAGCUUCCCUCGUUGCAUACACUCUGUCCUUGUUAAAGUCUCAUUUAAUCCUUCUUGAAAUCGACCUAUGAUUAGUUGUUUUCUUAUAGCCUAGCUUAAGUUGAUGGCAUGGAUUUAUCAAAAAAUUAUUUAACAAUUAUAUGUGAAUCAUUUUUUUCUAGAUGAAUAAACCCUUAGGGAUGUAAAAAAAAAAUCCUUUUCAUAAAAAUAAUUCACUUGAAUGUUAACUCCUUUCAAUCAUCUAAAGUAAUAGCACUAGUCUCAUGUGGUUGAUGUGUAAAUUUAGUUAUAUUGUCGGUACAGUGUUGAGCUGGAGCGCUAAGCUAUGAUAUAGUGCACGUUUUAAUAAAAUUUUCCCUUUUUACUGUAUUCUUUCAUUUUUCUUUGAGAUUCUUAGUUGUAAAACACAAAUGCAUGAUACUGAGGAUCCGGAUGCUUUUGGUUUUUCAUUUUUCCUGUGUGAGCUGGUGGUGUUGCCUAGUCUUUUCACUUCUUUUCUCAGCUCCUGUUCUUUCUCCGAAUGAAAGAAUAGGAAAUAUCUUUUGCCUAAAAUUUCUGUCUCUGUCAUGUGCAUCAUCAGGAUUGCCGUAAUCCAAAUCUUUCAUUUGAAGUGUAUCCAGCCAUUCCUUUAGUCUAUGAAUGCAUCCUCUUUAAUAUGGUUUCAGGUAGAUUUGGCCAUUUACUUUCCCUAUGCAUUAAAGGAUUGUCUCUGUACAUGAUUGCUGCAUCCAAUUCUGCUUCUAAUAUCAGUUAUGUUUAUUAUUUAUUAUUUUUAACUACUUCUGGUGUAUUUUAUUAGCAGGUAUAUUUUGAUGUCGAAACUACUUUGUAAUUUAGUUCAUUUAGAAUUUUUGAACUGACACUAGAUCUAAAUUAUUGCAAGUAUAUUUCUUCUUCUUCUAGAUAUUUUGAAACUAUUGAUGCAUUUUAUCAUUUUUUUUUUGGGAUGCCAUUUUAAUUGCUCUCCAUCCCUGGUGAUUCAUCAGCAUUUCCCUAUAUUUUCAUUGGAUUUUUUUUUAGGGUACCUUUUUUCAUCAUUUUCUGUACCUUGUAGGAAAGAGAUUCGGGUAUAUAAUCAAUGUUAUUGUGGUGCCACAAUGCAUGAUCUCAUCGUUAGCCAUCUAUUAUCAGCAUCAGACUCCUGGAAAAAAAAGGAGAAAACUAGUUUUUUUUUUGGCAGAAUUUAUCUCGACUGUUAUUGUUGUAUAUAUUCUUGAUAUGAUGAUGUUCACCUUUAGCUGAGUCAUGCAACUGAGUAUUGCAUAAUUGCAACUUCAGAAUAUUUAUGUGCAUUUUUUCUUAUCUAGGGAAUUAGGAAACUUUGUUCUGAUCUUUUAGAUCUAAAGGAUGCCGUUGAAGGCCUUUGUGGAAAUAUGCACAUGAAAUACCUGUCUUUUCUCAGGUAAUGUCUUCCAUAUUAUGUAUUGCCCCCAUUAAACUGGAAUGCCGGUAUGAGAUACUUUUGAAACUUAUUUCUUUAUCUUUGAGGAUACCAGAUAUGGGAUUUUGUAUCAUAUUGCUGUCUUAGUUGACAAUGGGUUCGCAGCAGUUGGGAAGUUAUUCUGCAUCAGAAUUGGUUUGGUCAAGGAAUAUUUUCUAUUUCUUAUUUUUUAGUGUCCUUUUCUAAAACAAUGAAGAUGCUUCGUCUGACACUCUGGAGUUCAUACAUUUCUAAAACAAUUCCAGUUUCUUUUCAUGUUGCCUUUCUUUAUCAUGUUUGAAUAAUACAGUGUGGAAAUCAUAAACAUUUGUUUUGCUUCGUACUUCAUUGUCUGUUCAUUCUACUUUUAUAGUUCCUGAGGUCAAGGUUUAUGUUCGUUAACGUCUCCUGCCAUAUUCAUUCAUGCUCUACAUCAUAUUGUUCAUGUUGUAGUUUCAUGAUGCUAUUUAUCCGUCAUCUAUAUUCCAUUCAUAAUUAUCAUAUUUCAUUGGUCAUUCUAGGAAGUAUAAAACAACUAGAAGGUAUGUCUACCCCCCUAAGUAUCCAUUCUUUCUUUUCUUUUUUUGGCUAACAUAACAAUGACCUAUUCAUUCACAGCUUUUCAUUUAUUAUCUCCCCUGCGUAAUUUUUAUGUCUUAAUCUCGUUUAGUAUUCUUCGUAGGCCACAGCCGAGCUACAUCGUUAUUUUUUUCUUUCAUUUAUUUCAUUUUCUAGUUUUACUUAGUCAGGGUGUGGACCGACUUGCAUGUCAUAGCUCACAUCAUUCUGGUCCUUUUGUCUCUGUAAGCCCUUAUACCUUGGAUAGUAUUGGACUUGGUCUCUAUGUCUUAUAGCUUAUCUCCUAGCCAUGUCAGCAUAAGUGGACUCUUGCAGCCAACUGUAUUGUGGCCAAGGAAGUCCACGCCUGUCAACGUUCGUUUCCUACUUGGUUCUAUCAUGAGAAACUCGAGAUUGACACAAAUCAUGUAGUAGACAUACGCCAUAAACCUUAAGGACCAACCACAUGCGGCAUCAAUUGUAGGGUGCAGUGUCACAGCAUGGAUUAUCCUAGAGAUUAUUGUCACAGCAAGUUUUAUCCUUUAAACUUGCUGCUUCUUUAUCCUUUGUCAUAGUGUAUUAGCUUCUACACAUCGACCCAAAAGAUAUAAAGUAUACAUGGACCUAGAUGACCUAAGAUAUUCAUAGACCCAAAGGACCUAAGAUAGGUCUUACGUACGUUGGUUGAUAUGCAUACACCUAUACCUGGGGUAGUGGGAACAAGGGGUAGACUGGAGGAGGAAAAAGGGUAGAACCGGGAGAGGGAAGGGAGGAAAUAAAGUGUACACAGAGAGGACAAGGAGAACACACUGAUAAUUUAUUUUUCAUCAAAUUCUGCUACUGCUCAAAGGCCACAUGGGCUUGUCUAAAAAUGACCUUUAUCUGUUUAGGUAUCCUCUUGUGGGAAGGGGGGGGGAGGGGGGGUUCAUUUCAUUUCUGUCGCCUACUGUAGUGCUGUAGUUUAGGCUUUUACGUAGUUGGGGUAUAGUUAUCAUUCUCUUAGGAGUUGUCUACCACCUUGCUGACAGUGUAUUAUAGUUUCCAUUAUUGUUCACAUAUUAUCUUUCUCUUUAGAAUUGCUGACCACUGGGUAAACUCUAUGACUACAUCCCAUUUUUAUGAAGUGAAAGUAGAGUCCCUCUUUGAAGAGAAGUAUAAAACUGAAUGUAGGGAUUUUCUUCCAAUGUAUGAAUUAUUUCAGGCUUUUCGUUCUUUUAGUACUCAUUCCUUCCCUUCUGACUUAAUCAGGAUAUCUGAAGAGGUAAAGGAAAUAAAACAAGAGUUGAUUGAUCUUCAUAAACAUGUAUCUUCUCAGGGGAUUCUUGUUCAGGAUCUUAUCAAUGGUGUCUGCCAUGAGAUAGAGGAGUGGAAUAAAUGUAGCACAGAUCCUGAUCUCGGAGAAGACAUUAAAGCUUGUGUUCUUGAAGAUCUAUUCUCUCCCGAAAAUCAGCAUGCCAGGGCUGUAUUUUUUGAAAAUAUAGAUAUUCUCUUGGCAGAGCAUAAAACUGAAGAAGCACUCCAGGCUUUUGAAGUAGAAGGAAAAAGGACAGCUCAAGCUGAUGAAUCUGGGGAACAUGCAUCCACCAUCGAUUCAUCUUAUAAGGAAGCAUUGUUGAAAAGAAAGGCGAUGCUUGCGGAUCAACUGGUUGGGAUUAUUGAACAACCAACUGUUGGCAAUGCUGAAAUGAAGAAAGCAUUGUUAGGUUUGGUUAAACUUGGGAAAGGUCCUCUGGGUCAUAAGCUGUUUUUGAAAAAAUAUGGUUCCCGUUUGCAGAAAAGUAUUGAAGCUUUUCUCCCGUCAUGUUCAGUUUAUGCAGAAACCUAUACGGCAACUCUUUCACAGCUUGUGUUCUCUACGAUCUCACUUGUAAAAAGGGAGUCUUGUAACAUUUUUGGUGAUUCACCUACCUACACAAAUAAAAUUGUGCAGUGGGCCGAGUACGAAAUAGAAUCAUUCGUGAGGAUAGUAAAAGAAAAUGGACCUUUAUCUGAUUCUACUUCUGCUCUUCGCUCUGUAAGCAUCUGUAUGGAGGCUACUUUUCAUCACUGCUCACUCUUGGAAUCUCAAGGACUCAAGUUCUCAAAGUUGGUCAUGGUGCUCUUGCGUCCUUAUGUGGAAGAGGUACUCGAUAUGAACUUCAGAAGAGCUCGAAGAAGAAUUCUUGACUUCUCAGGAAUUGAUGACACGGUCCUAUUGGUAUCCUCUAUGGGUUCACCAUUUCCUGAAGUUUCAGAAUCAGGCAUCUUGCUUGCUAACAAUGGAAAGAAGUUCAUAUCUAUUGUUGUUGUAAGUUGUUUCAUUACUUAUCCCUUAACAUUGAUACUUCUGAUUUGGUUAUAGAGAUUUUGGCAGAAAAUUUAUGACCAAUUCUCAUUUCACUAUAUAACUAACUGUUUGUGAAAUUCGGAACACCUGCUUGUGAACUCUGAUUCGGCUAAUUUAUCUGCUUUUCUCAUGGUGCCUAUAAGUUGCGAAUCCGCUUUUGGUUCUUGUUAGUAGUGGAAAGAUAACUUUCGUUGUUAUCAUUGCUCUAUGUCUUCUGUUACAUCAAGUGUAAUUUAUAUAAUUUUUUUAAAUAAAAUUUAAUUAGUAUAUAUGGGGAUAAAAAAUAUUACCUGCAACCUAAAAUAUCAAUCCUUCUUUGAUUUGCAAAGAUUUUUUACUCCAGCGUUGUCAUCUGUUUGAGAAUUUGAUAAUAUCCCUCUAUCAGAUUUUUCUCUAAAAUGUAGUUGAUGCAGUAAACUUUGAACCUAGUAUGUGAUAAGAUUAACCUGAUGAUUUGAAAUAUAUCAGGUCUUUAUUCAAAUCCUGCCUUUAUUGCUAUAUGCCAAGCCUCGUCUCAAUAAAUUCCGUAUAUGUUGAAUUUGGUUUAUGGCAGUCUUCGGUUAUGUUGCCCGAAAAAGCUGAUAAUUAGCUGUCGAAAUAUUAUUCUUAAAACCUUCCACCACAUUGCAGUGUUAAAUGAGAGAUAUGUCUUCUUCUGAUUUUAGUUAUUUGACAAGUUUAUUGAAGUGUCAGAGUACAAAAGUUUUGGUUUAGGUUGAAAAAUCAGAUAAGUUUCUCCUUUGUGUUGUGACCACCAUAAUUCGAAUUAAAAGUCAUAUCAAGCCCAUGCAUGGGCUCUGGUGAAUCUGACUCGCGUUCAAUUGCAUCUCUAUUCCUUGUUGCAUAGGGGUAUUAUUUCUGUUUCUUUCCUUAUUUAUUCCUCUUGUUUCUGCCCAUUUAAAAUCAAGAGAAAACUUUGACCUCCUUUUGUUUUGUGCUCACAAAGGCUUAGAACUAAGUGGAGGUGCCUAGAUGAAUCCACCACUUUUCCUCCAAUGUUGAUAAAGCAAGACUCUAUCAAUCAUACUCACCCUGGUCUUCUGCAAGAUCCCGAGCCCCCUAGAGAUGAAAGCCCCUUUAAUCUCCGGGAAGAGCCUAGAGAAAUCUUAGGGCACUGUGGAUGGUAUAAUGUCUUUUCAACUUUGGGCACUUGAUGUUGCUAGGGCGUCAAAGGGCCAGGCCCAGAGAAGAAUGGAUCUGAUACUACCUGGUUAGCCAGAUGUCAAGUGAUGGCUGGGUGGGGUUUUAUUUUACGGAUGGGUGGCAACAGAGGGUGGAAGGGGGAGUCACUCCCAGAGGACUUGGAAGGGAGGUGGAGUUUUUGCCGCCUGCGGUAGGAUGUUGUCACCAGAAGUCUGAGGGAGCGUAGGGGCCUCAGGGUCCCUACUUUGUGUUGAAAGGAGAGGAUUGGGGGAGGACAUUGCCUCUGAGAGAGUGAGUUGCUUGGAGGAUAGCAUUUGUGGUUGAAAGUUGGGGGAUGUUGAGGGAUGCUGCAUGGGAGGAAGGGGGUUUGCCAUCGAGGAGAAUGUGGUUAGGCGGAGUAUGAUGAGGGGGCUGCUGCUGGGUUUGUAAUGAUGGAACCGGGGUGAUUGCAGUAAUGCAGGUGUAGGGUGGGGAGGGAGAGUGAGAGAAGAUGCAGAGGUGGGUAGAGAGGAGCUACAUUGCCAUGAUACUGGAGCCAUGGCCUAGCUUGCAGUUUAACUCUAAACCUGUGUGCCUAGGUGUCACUUGGAAAUCUAUAGCGAAUGCAUAUUCUUGAAAGCCGAGCUGUGGAUACCUUGGCAUCAUCAUUAUUCCCUUCUAUUGUUCGUUCUUCGUCUGAACCUUGUCUUUGACUACUGAUCAAUCCUUGUUCUUGUUCACCUUCCAUGAAGUUCAUAAGCAAAGUAGGACUAUAAACAACUCUUCUUAGCCAUCUUAUCCAUUUCCUUCCUUAUCUGGCUUCCUUGUACAGAGGUCGCAGUAAUCAACUGCAACCUUUGAAGUCACAACAAUUGACCACAGUAUCAGAAGUCGAAACAAUUGACUGUGAAUUCUACGUGUUGCACUAUUUCAUGAUAACUCAGAAUGCCACACCUCAAAAGCAAAAUGGAUGUUUAAAACCGAAUCCUUAUUGACACUUCUGUUUUUAGUGUUCAUAAACUGAUCCUAUGGUCGGAAAUUUGACACAUAAGAGUGAUAUGGGUGUUUCAUCAUUUUGAUCAUGGCAAGCCUUAUUAUGGCAAAGCCUUGUAAAUAGAAAAUUGUAUUGUCAUGAGCGUUUAAUCCAUAAAUUUGUUAAGCGCACAAGUUGAGAUUAUCUAAAUAUGUUUAUAAAUAAUUCACUAUGAAUCUAAGUUGGUUGGCCUCAUUGUUGUCCAGUUCACACAAAAACAUUUUAAAAUGAGAUAUCAUUCUCAGAUUCGCAUAGGAACUUUAGUGAAAUGAUCUGGCAGAUUGUGUCUCUCUCCAGGUCUUAGUAUGAUUCUACAUUGGCCAAUCUUCCUCCUAUGAAAAAUAUGCUAUGAAGUUUAUAAGAUGAAUGAGAACCAGCACUCGUUCAAUUGUGGACUGUUUCUUCCCAAUAGAUAUUUUUAUUCCAUCGGUGGACAGAUUGAAUUUGUAAAUAUUUUGAGGUCAGAUGGUUGGAUAAUUCCGGCCAGUAUGACCCUUUGUCACGUGAUGUUCACGUGUAGACCUCCAAUUUUUUUCACAUCAUUUGAUCUGAGCAAUGAUAUGUGGCACACCUAGUCCUUGACAUGGCCUCCCCUUACUGGGAAAAUCUAUACAACGAGAACCAGUGGUACCCGUGUUAGAAAAUGGGGUUAACUUCUGUUCCCUUGAUUUCUUUACUUUAUUUUUUGUUACUUAGCAAUGAUGCAUUGAAAGGUUCUUGUGCUUUUGCAUUAUCAAGGGCAGAGAACAUCUUCGGCAUAAAAAUGCCACCAUUAUUUUUUAUUACUUAGCAAAAUGCUUUUGUAUUAUUUUUCCUCGUGCAGGAUAUCUUAGAGCAACUUACUCCGACGGCUAUUGCACACUUUGGAGCAAAUGUUCUAAGUAGACUACUUGUUCUUUUUGAUAAAUAUGUCGAGUCUCUGAUCAAAGACCUACCUGGCCCCUCUGAAGAUGAUACAACUGUAGAGCAUAAAGAAGGUGCUGAUUUACGCAUCGAAGCCGAUGCUCAGCAGCUUGUUCUCUUGGGAACUGCAUGGAUGGUGGCUGAUGAAAUGUUACCAGCUGCUGUAUCCAGAGUCUUCACACUAAAAGGCAAAGGAGAGGAAAUGGGGAAUAUAACUUCUGAAAGCGCCAUGCCUGCUGCUGCAUUGAGUCCAGUGGAGUUUAAAGACUGGAGGCGUCAUCUCCAGCACUCACUGGAUAAGCUCAGAGACCAUUUCUGCCGGCAGUAUGUCUUAAGUUUCAUAUACUCGAAGGACGGGAAGGCAUGUUUCGAUGCCCGGAUGUACUUGAAUGGGAAAACUGAUGAUCUCUUCUGGGACUCCAAUCCCUUGCCUUCAUUGCCAUUCCAGGUAACCUUCUAUUCUUUAACUCUGAAUCACUCUCUUGUAUCUUAGCUUCCGAAGGGAAACCUGGACUUUAUUUCAUUUUCACUAUUUGUUUAUGUGGCUAUUCUUUGAUCAUGCUUGGUAUUAGACUUGCCAUAUGUAUUGGAGUCACUUAGAAGACUUGACAUCACUGAACUUUCCUUCAUUCACUAUGAUUUUUUGUAUAUUUGCAUACCAUUGCCUCAAAACGUGCCCAAGAAUAACAUUGGGGCUGCAAUAGGAUUACCAUUACUGCUGUACAAGCAUUUACAGUUUUAGGAUCAAACAACCUUCAUGAUUCAUCCAAGGUAUCUUAGAGAGAUAUACACAUGAUUCCAUAUCAUGAUUUUCUGGCGCUCAUUGAUAAAUAUUGAAGAAGAAACCCAUUUGAAAUUUCAAGACUAAAUUCCCUUCCUGUAUUAUUUUUUCCUCUUUACGGCCAGGGUAAAUUCCCUUCCUGUAGUAUUUGUAGGUGUCGAUUGAAUUCCAAAAUACUUGCUGUAUGCCGGGUUUUUUUCUCUAUAUUCCCCUUCUCUCUCUAACUCUAGGAUCCUUUUCUACAGGAAUUUUUCACGCGGCUGCAGCAGUUAGCCAGUGUGGCCAAGGAUGCCUUACAUGGGAAAGAGAAGGUACGGAGAGUCUUCAUUGCCAGGCUAGCAGAGACUGUGGUUAUGUGGUUAUCUGAUGAGCAAGAGUUUUGGGAGGUUUUCGAUGAUGACUCCGUUCGACUUCAGCCCUCUGGUUUACAGCAGGUCAUCUUCCAUCCCCCUUCUCUCUCUACCUUGGAAGAGAGGAAUACUUACGAUUUCAGAUUAAUGUCCCUCCACCCACAUUGUUAGCCAGUUCUGUCUCUCACCGGGGAAUAUGUAAUGUGCCACAAGUAGUAAGCUUUCCUUCUUUUUUGUGUGUGGCAGCUGGUCUUUGACUUGCACUUCCUCGUUGAGAUCGCCGUUUGUGGGGGCAACCCAUCCAGAAACGUCCAUCAAAGCGCGUCGGCAGUCAUUGCCCGGGCCAUCAGGACUUUCUCAAAGCGAGGUGUCGACCCACAGAGGUCAGCAGCAUCCCCACCCCCAUUAUUACUCCUCUCUCACUUCCAGUACCAUCCUAGUGCUCGCUCUCUCUCUCUCUCCCCCUACUCUCUAUAUUCUUUAGUGUUUCUCUCUCUGUGUCUCUUGCAUCUCACACUGCACAAUGCUGGGAUGUGCCCGCAGUGCGCUCCCUGAGGACGAGUGGUUCAUCGACAGCGCGAAGGCGGCGAUAAACAGGCUCGCAUUUGGAUCGCAGGCCUUCGGGAAUUCCGGGCUGGACGGGCACACGAUCUUGCCCGACAACGUCUCCGACUCCGAUGAGGCUCCUUCAAGCCCCUCAACUGUGCUCUCUGCUGAGUCCUUUGCCUCCGCCACCAUGGGCGAGUCGGAGAGUCCCAUCUACUACUCCGACUCAGAGGCCUAG